AUGGCUCUAGGCGGCGGCCGCCCGGUAAUACAGCGGGCCACCCCCAGUCUGGCCUUGGACGUGCCCUUUCCCUCCCCUACUCGAACCAGAUCUGGCAGAACGAGGCCGCCAAGCACCUUCACCGACACCGACGAGACGGAUUUGAAGCCUGGAGACGGAGAGCAGUUUAUCGAGAAGCAGCGGGAUGGGCAGGACGGGCUGCGGUUCACCUUUGACCCGGAGGGCCGACUAACACACGACGAGACGAGCGUCGACAUCGUCACGGUUCCAUGCCCGGCCGCUCAUCCGCUGCGCAGCUGGAACCGCGAUGGCCUCAUGGGGCGGUAUUUUGGCGCGCCGUCGAUGCGAGAUGCCGAGGUUCGUGAGGCGGAGCGCCAGAACCCGUCGUGGGUGAGGCAGGGUAUCCGACGAGAGGCCAACAGGGCGCGAAUCCUGUUGUACGAGCAUCCGGAGGUUAGCGAAGGGACGACGCUCAACUCGCUGGCGAUUGCGCUGCUGGAUGAGUUGAGGGCGUUGAGGACCCGGGAGAAGCAGCAAGAGAGACCGCUUCUGUUUAUUGGCCACAGCAUUGGAGGGCUGGUGGUCAAGAUGGCGUUGGUCAAGGCCAGUAGGGAUUCGAGAUAUGAGAGCCUCUUGCGCGAGUGUUACGGGGUUGCCUUUUUCGGAACACCGCACCAGGGGUCCAGCUACUUCGCCAUGCCUACCCUGGCGUCGAGCAUCCAGCACCUGCUUCAACUAUCUGUCCCCUUGCCUGUGUCGUUGACAGACGAUCUGCGUAUGGGAAACCAUCUUCUCUUACAUGUGGACGAAGACUUCAAGGUCGUAUCGGACGAUAUCCGUGUGUGGACGUUCUACGAGACAAUCGACUCCCGCCUGUCUGCCAACUCGGGAAACAUCUACUUUACCGCUCCUCUCACGUCCAUCAAGUCUGCUAUUCUCGGAAUGCGGCAGGAACGCAUCUUCCCGCUGCAGAGCGACCAUGCCAACAUUGCUUCGUUUGGGAGACACAACAUGCACACUCUGCGACUGUUCCUACGCCAGCUGGCGGCAAACAUUGAACAGGCGGAUUCCAACGCCAGGGAGGACGCAAGAGGGGGGAAAUGGAUGCUCAACUUGGAGCAAAAGGUGACGGUAGAGGUCCAUGGCUUCUUUGACGAGGCAGGCAUGGAGGAUGGCACCGUGAGGGCUUGGUCCACGAGGUUGCCGCUAAGAGAGUUUAUGAGCAAAGGUCCGGAAGCAUGUCUCAGUGAGAGAUUGAACGAGGUGGAAGUUCCGCCCGAAGAGGGAAGGUUUCUGGCCAUGAGGGGGAGGACUGGUCUGGUCGACAUGGAGGGGCCGCCGGCGCCUGUGACAUUUCCUCCCGAUCCGAUGACUGUGAAGAAUGCUCUUGGAAUCAACCAGGCUGAACACGAACACGAACAUGAACAUGAGCACCGUCCGCCGCUUCACCGAACUUCGGCGCCACCUGCUGUCUUGUCGAUUCCGCCAUCGCCUCUUAUUCUCCCCGUUGACUCCCCUAGAGCAAGGCCGAGGAUGAGCACAGAAUCUGCACCGACAGCAAUGGUUUCUCCGCCUGGUGUUGGGCCCUUGUCGCCUCCUUCUCGACCUAAUUCGCUUCCUCCUCGGCAAUCAACGCCUUUUCGCAAGCCUUCCCCUCUUAUGCGUGCUAGCUUGGACCAGGAGCUUGCCAUUGAUCGUUUAUCACCGCCUUUGAGAGGCAGAGUAGGGAGAUCCUCAUUCAGCCGCUCGAUGAGCCUUGACAGUGACAUGGGCGGUGCGUCCCCCCCUCGAUAUCGCGACUUUCCACCCUUCUCUCAGAGGAGCCGCAGCACAUUCGAUAGAGUUCUCGUGGGAGAGGAGAAUGAUAGUGAAGACGAUGGACUUGAUGCGUCUCCGAAGCUGCCUGAGAGCGUCCUUGAAAUUCGAAAGAUGGCAAAGGAUAAGGGGCAUAGAGCGAGUGAAAACGCCGUUGAGGACGAUGCCCCUCAAACUCCUUUCAUGAAGCCAAUGGUCAAAGCUCGCAAGUUUGUUUGGAUUCAUUUACCAUUUAAUAACCCUACGUGGGUGACUGCUAUUCUCCAAACAUUGCAAGUCUCCUACCAACAAAAUUUUUCUGCUCUGUCGAAUCACGACUUUUGGGUUAGGAGGCAUACACGCGGUAGGCACUCGCAGCAUUAUGCACAUUACGCAAAGCCGGGAUGCUACUUUACGGCGCCUCGAACUUUGUCUCCACGGGGUCAUUCGGUACCGAGCCGCUCUCUUUCCCCGCCCGGCGAAGACGAUCAGAUGUAUGUCUGUCUGUUUCUUCCGUACCUUCACUUUGACUCGUACAAGAGACUCAUCCGCCGGCGUGAACUGAUUGCCAAGCGCCUGGCUCACGGGAGGGCCCGACCCAUUCCUGAAUCUGUAGCCAAGUCGGAUUCCUUGGAGUUGCAGGUCGUAUGGGAGUUUCUGGGACACGAUCCGCCAAUCAAUUGCCGGCGCACGCUUGAUCAGUUUGGGUAUCCAUCGAUAAGGGAUACUCGAUCGCGGGACGAUGACCAGAUGCUGUACAAGUUGACUAAAGAGAGGUACUACGAUGUAGCAGAGUAUCGGGGACUGUAUAACCAGACUUCUGGCAGUGAUCUGGGAUCCGGAGGAAGCAGCAAUAAGAGCGGAAACGGAAGCGGUAGUGGUAGCGGGAAUGCAAGUCAAACAGCUAGCUGGCGGGAGAAGCUAAACAAACAGGCUGAGGAGAAUGGCGAAGAGGAGACUGAAAAGGAUGUGCUGAAUGGAAAUGUGCUGAUGGUCGAUCAGCUAUGGGUCUGGACCAUCUCUACCCAUACCUUGCUCUCAUUCUUCCCCAAAAGGGAGAGUGAUCCUAUCGAGGGGCCACUAUAUCAGCAAGCAGACCUUCGAGACAGCAUCUUCAACGAUGUCAAUGUAGAUUUGACCCGCCUAUGCGACAACUCCCUAGACCUCGCAGCCUUGGCGGCUCUGCAUGCGGUGAGCGUGCUUCUAGACCGGGCUUCUCAUCCUGAUUUGGAAGUCUUCCGGAUAUUUGAAGAAGCUAUAAGCGUUCUGACUGAGAAGCUUACGACAUCACUUAAAGAGUUCCGUUCAGAGGGAUUCCGCGACAAGGCCUUUGAUUAUGAGCCGGUCGAGAACAAAGCUCGCUCAAUUCGGGAGCGCCAUAAAGAGGAGGGACGACGGGCUGAACAGGAGAACAGAGACAACACGUCAGCGCUGCUGGAGCUUCGGGACAUUGAAGACGAACUUGCGACGCUGCUUAGUCUUUUCGAGAGACAGUCCAAAGUAAUUUCAUCGAUGCACACCAUUUACAACCGUCCCGAGAUGCGAGCGCACACAGUCCAUGGAAGAGGAUUCCUCGCUGAAGCGCUGAAGCGGCUGGCAGAGUAUAUCCAUACAACGGAGGAAAUGGUACGUCGGGUCAAGAGCACGCGAGACGAGUACGACAAGCUGCUUCAGAUGGUGCAGCGCCAGGCACAAGUCGACGAAGUCCGGUUAAGUAGGCUGCAUGCGGAUCUCGCCAGCGCACAAAGCCGAAGCGUCCUGAUCUUCACCACAUUUACAGUCAUAUUCCUGCCGUUGCAGUUCUUUACGGGCAUCUUUGGCAUGAAUACGCGCGAGUGGGGAGGGGGGGACAAUUUGCCGCUGCGGACGAUUGGUAUCAUUGGCAUUCCGGCGAGUGUUGCCUUGAUCGUUGGGACGCUCAUCGUUGCGUGGAGCACUACUGCGCGGCGGUUCUUCAAAUGGAUCGGCAGGCAGUAUGGAUAUAUGAUGCGCUGGCUGUAUGCUGUGCUAGGGAGGCCUGUGGCUAGGAAGAUGAUGAAAUAUAUGGCGAGAAGAGGGAAACGGCGGCAGGGCCAAAAGGACGAUCGAGAUGGAAAGGGUGGGCUGAGCACGGAGGCGAGCGAUUUCUGGGAGAGGCAUAGGUUGGAGAGGGAAAGGGGAUAUCAGAUCCCCGAGGUGAACAAGGCGCCGCCAAUGAGCAAGGGGAGGCUGAGGAAGAGCCAGGGGAGGUGA
Trichoderma aggressivum f. europaeum is the source of this 4026-nucleotide messenger RNA. RefSeq lists its product as uncharacterized. Bases 1 to 4026 code for a protein of 1341 amino acids. Lineage: Eukaryota; Fungi; Ascomycota; Sordariomycetes; Hypocreales; Hypocreaceae. Gene Ontology annotation, biological process: transmembrane transport; metal ion transport. Gene Ontology annotation, cellular component: membrane. The record is from RefSeq and is a predicted model, not a curated record. Gene Ontology annotation, molecular function: metal ion transmembrane transporter activity. The transcript is spliced from 6 exons.